AUUUGUGUACAUUUUUGCGUGUGAAUCAUUCCUGCUGUGGUGCAAGGGAAUUUCGUGUUUUUGGGUUUUAUUUUUUAUAGUUUAUCGUGCCCCGUAAUUACUGGGAAGUUUUUCCAAUCUUCAAACAAGUGCUGUGCGCAGAAAUCGAUUGGCCAUGGGACUUUUCGGUAAAUCACAGGAACGCAACCCAAAGGAGCAGGUCCAAGAGUGGACGUCCAAAUUGCGGAAGGAAUCGUACGCGCUAGACAGACAGAUCCGUUCGAUCCAGCGGGAAGAGGACAAGCUGAAGCGAACGCUGAAGGAGGCCGCCAAGAAGAACGACAAGGAAGUUUGCACGAUCCUGGCGAAGGAGCUGAUCCGGUCGCGGAAGGCCAUCAACAAGAUCUACACCAGCAAGGCCCACAUCAACUCGGUCCAGCUGCAGAUGAAGAACCAGCUGGCGACGGUUCGGGUGGCCGGCUCGUUGGCCAAAUCCACCGAAGUGAUGACGGCCAUGCAGGCGCUCGUGAAGCUGCCGGAAGUGGCCGCCUCGAUGCGGGAAAUGUCCAAAGAGAUGAUGAAGGCCGGCAUCAUCGAGGAGAUGAUCGACGAAACGAUGGAAUCGAUGGAGGACGUCGAGGAGAUGGAGGAGGAAGCGCAGAAGGAAAUCGACAAGGUGCUGUGGGAGAUUACGGCCGGCAAGUUGGGUGAGGCCCCGGCGGCACCGCUUGCAGCUCCCGCCGGGGAAUCGUCGCGCGAGGCGGUAUCGGCGGAUGUCGACGAGGACCAGGAAGACGACAUGGAGGACAUGCAGAGUCGGCUGCAAGCGUUGCGCUCUUAGGCGAGGCCGCCACCAGCGCAAAUUGUGACUUAGAGUAACACAUUUUGACUAACUCCCUAAUACAUUUAGAGUUUUCCCCUCUCAUCCCUCGUUUACGUUUGCCGCUCUUUGAGAAUAAAUGUUUAAUCCUGUUUUGUAAAUAUGUUCAGACACGUCCGGGUUUUGUCUUGCUGGCACCAACCCAAUUUAGUGUGUAGUGAACGGAAAAAAAUGGUCUUCGAAGAUUCUACGCCGCAUGUUUGAGAAAUAGGGAAGCAUCGUGGUAACGUAAGAGAAUGUUAUGUGCUGUGUAAUAUUGAAAGUGGGCUUUCCUGCGAGAAAACACCACCUAAAUUGUAUUAAACAUUAGUAAUAAUUACGCAAUGAAACGCAAAUAAACUCACAAAUAAGUGAAAUGAAA
Messenger RNA from Culex pipiens pallens (northern house mosquito), 1220 nucleotides. RefSeq names its product charged multivesicular body protein 3 (gene Vps24). The transcript has 2 exons. Gene Ontology annotation, cellular component: ESCRT III complex; multivesicular body. Lineage: Eukaryota; Metazoa; Arthropoda; Insecta; Diptera; Culicidae. The coding region runs from base 155 to 820 and encodes 221 amino acids. Gene Ontology annotation, biological process: late endosome to vacuole transport; endosome transport via multivesicular body sorting pathway; protein transport. The record is from RefSeq and is a predicted model, not a curated record.